This is a messenger RNA of Caenorhabditis remanei, 1053 nucleotides long. RefSeq lists its product as uncharacterized. The transcript is spliced from 6 exons. The coding region runs from base 1 to 1053 and encodes 350 amino acids. Gene Ontology annotation, molecular function: protein binding. The record is from RefSeq and is a predicted model, not a curated record. NCBI's taxonomy places the organism in Eukaryota, Metazoa, Nematoda, Chromadorea, Rhabditida, Rhabditidae.
AUGUCACAAAACAACGAUAUGCCUGGCAGCCCUGAAUCUAAACGGCAUAAACCGAACACAGAUGUCGUCGAAGUUGACAAGACUGAGAACAAAAAAAUCCGCAAAACUGGAAAACGGUUUUUGCUGAAACACACUUUCAAAAAUAUUCUGGGUCUGGAAGUAGGCAAAAAUGUGUAUAGCAAAAAAGAAGAGCACUUUGGAGUUCAAUGGUAUUUUUGUAUUGAACACGCACCGGAAGAUUUUUUAAUCGUGCUAUACUGUUCAUGGCCUAAGAGUAUAGGAGAAUCGACGAUUAAAGAAUACUUUGAAUUCAAAUUUGGGGCUAAUACCGGAGACACAACGAGCAAAAAAUUUAUAGCCACAUUCAGAAAUAACAAUGGGAGUGAUAGUAAUGGAUUCCAAAUGAAAUGGUCCAAAUUGGAAUCGGAUUUCGUCGAGGAUGGCAAACUUAAAGUAGAGCUCAAUGCGGAAGUUCUCGAAUCAACUGGUCUCUUUGGUCCGAGACUAAGAAAUUUCGAUGAAACAACUAAAGAAGUGUCGGAUCUCAUUCUCGUUGUCAACGGAGAGAAGUUCUAUGUCUCAAAAUUUUACCUGUCCUCUCAAUCGGAUUAUUUCCGAGCGUUGUUUUUAAGAGGCUACUCCGAAUCGAGCAUGCCCGAGAUCAAAUUGGAAGGAAUCGAUGCUGACGAUUUCCAGCACUUCCUGGUACUUCUCUACGGAGAAAAAGUUCUUGAUGAGAUAACUGUCGAAGGGAUUCUUCUCAUUGCCGACAUGUACAACACUCCAGUUGCCAUCCGGCAAUGCGAAGAUUUUCUUCUGGAUGUGUCCAAGAAGACGCUGAAGAAAAAGUUUCAAAUGGCCAUCAGGUACAAUUUGGAAAAGUUGAAGACGAAAAUUCUCGCCGAUGUCAAAACAAUUUCUGAUAUCAGAGAAAUAGCCUGGGAAGAAGAGGUCGAUGAUUUGGAGCCGUCAAUCAUCUCGACACUUCUGAAAAAGGCGAUUUCCGAUAAACAAUCUUGUUCUUGUUCCCAUUCCCUGCAUUCUAUUGUGUAA